Molecule: messenger RNA, 857 nt
Organism: Hyaloscypha bicolor E
Lineage: Eukaryota; Fungi; Ascomycota; Leotiomycetes; Helotiales; Hyaloscyphaceae
Exons: 1
Coding region: 114-581 (155 amino acids)
Source: RefSeq, a predicted model, not a curated record
GACCAACAGGCUUUGACUGCCCCGCAUAUGUUGAUAUAUUGAAGUCAUGACCGCCACUCGCCUCGAUGGCGAGGAUUGCGCCCUCUUGACUACGACGUGUCAUCGAUGCCCGGAUGAUGGAUAUGAAAGGGCUCUUCUUAACGUUUCCAGAAUCAGAUGCCUCUCUCCAAGUCUGGGCACGUCGACUUACGCCCUGCAGCAUGCCUGCCACCAGAAUACUCCACCCCAGGUCUCUGUUCUCGCAUUCGAUGAACGACUGCUACCGAUAUACGUCCCUUCCCCGACAUACUCUGCGAUCCCUGUUCACAGGUUUGAAGAAGAAUGAACACAAAAUCGUCGGCGGCAUCUCUCAUCAUACGAUAUUUAUGCCUUGCCCCACCCAUUCACACAUGGCUCGGAUAUUCCAGGCAGCGUCCAGCAAUAACCAGGUUCUACAUUGCGCUACCGACUACAGCGACUUUUCAGAUACUAUUACGAUGGAACCAUGGAUUCAAGAUGCCGUGAGGUGCUGGCAGAUUUGGGCAGCCAUCUUCAGUGAACGUACCGGGCUCUGGAUUUUCUCGCACCACGGACUUGGCUGAACUCGCCACAGCCGAUCGGCGUGAAACAGAGCAAGAGGAGGAUAUUGUUCCGCUGCAAUGUUGAACUGUCCACGCCAUUUGCGCAUCGUAGAUAACUUGCUGUGACUCAAUAUGUAAUUCGCGUCUGUGACUUUGAGAAGAACCGGCGAGGCUCGGAGAUUUCCACUAUCGGGAACAGCUCGGGGGAGAUAUCUGCCAGAACCGAAUUUUCCAAGUUAGCUCAUGGUAAGUUCUCUUGCCUGAGGUAACAGGCUUGAGGUUCUUUUCACCAACGUU